AUGGCAUCUCUACCAACAAUCCUCACCUCCAUCCUCCUCUCAACCAUCCUCCCCUACUACCUCCUCACAUUUCUCUGCACCCGUCUCGCUCAAAAAUCAUCUCAACUUCACGGCUGCAAACCCACCCCCGUGUCCAAAGCCUCGACAUAUUCAUCGCCAUCCAAAAAGCAGACGCCGCAGGCCAUCGUUCCGAAACAUACCGAGCACUUCAUCGACAAUAUGGUUCUACAGUCUUGA
Molecule: messenger RNA, 237 nt
Organism: Botrytis porri
Lineage: Eukaryota; Fungi; Ascomycota; Leotiomycetes; Helotiales; Sclerotiniaceae
Exons: 1
Coding region: 1-237 (78 amino acids)
Source: RefSeq, a predicted model, not a curated record